UUUUUUCUUGAACUAAAGGAUGGUCGUUUCUCAAAGGAAUAUGGUAAUUGCGGACCCGCAAUAUAUUUAUCUCCGAGUUUUGUAAAAUGUGAUAUUUUUGCUAGUCGCUGUAACCCUACAAAAAGAGCAUUAGUCGUUUGCGUAACUGCCCUUGGAAAAAUAUUCGAUAACACGAUAAGUAAGACUGUAAACCCAAAUACCAAGUAUCCCCCAAAGGGAUUUCACAGUGUCAAACAUUAUGUUUCCACGGCCGACGAAUAUGUAGUGUACGAUAACGACCAAGUACUUCCGAUUUUGGCAAUAUAUUAUGAUAAAUCUGAGGAAAAUAACCUUCACCCUUUCAUACCAGCAAUUAGUUCAAUAGCGGGAUUUAAUUCAUUUGCUGCAUCAAAUCAAAGUAAUUUUAAAAUGCCUAUAAACACGUCACCCCACUUUAAUUCUGCCUUUGGUUUAAACUCUAAUGGAUUUAAUUAUACAUCACAUCACCCAUCGACUACUUUCAAUCUUCCUCCGCUUCCAACGAAUUUUAAUCGAAAUGUACCUCAAUUACCAUCUAUUACACUGUUUACUCCAUUUGCUAAGUCCUCUAUUUCAAAAUCUACGAAUGUACAAACAGAGAGUCAAUGGACUAUUCGUAAAGCACAAGGAAUGGUACAACAAUGGGAACGACAGGUUAAUUUAUCAGGAAAAAUCUCCAACUUUUAUGGUACAGCGAUGGCUGAUAAACAAUUCUGGCCAGUAAAACCAAAUGGAAUUUAUCCACACCUAAAAACAUAUUUAGAUCUUGUUAUGUCAAAACAACCAAAUAUGUCUUCUUCGGAAUUAGACCAGGGUUUCAUUAAUAUGUUAAAAAAUCUUAAUAGCUAUGAAGGAAUUGUAUAUGCUAGAAGGAAAAAUGUUGAAAUGUCAAGAUCUAUUAAUUUGAAUCAGGUCAUUUCUUUGGCUACACAAGAUCGACUUCAAGAAGCAGCUGCAUCACAAGAAAGCUGUACUAUAUGUGCAGAAUCGGUAGUAACUUUUAAUCAACCUUUAGAUGUUGUAAAAAUGAACAAUUGCCCCCACAUUUUUCACAGAUCUUGUAUAGAGACAUGGUUGUAUAUGCCUUCAUCACAAAUGAUAUGUCCAAAUUGUAAGACUCCUUGCCAUGAUCCUAUGGCACCACCUCCAAUAGGCCCGAUGCCGGAUGGAGAGAUGGCAUAUUCCUUUAGUGAAAAAUUUGGUGCUUGGUUCAUAUGUUAUUCAAUUCCCCAUGGGGCACAACUUCCUUGUCAUGCAGCACCAGGAAAACCUUUUAAAGGUGCUACUCGAACCGCUGUUUGUCCGAUUUAUUUAAAAUGGGGUCCACUUUUAUUCAUACGUAUGGUCGCAGCUUUUUAUUAUCAUCACACCUUUACAGUAGGCACUUCUCUUACAACUAACAUGUCUGAUGUUAUAACUUGGAAUGGUAUACAUCAUAAGACAUCAAUCGAUGGUGGUUUUGGUUUCCCUGAUUCAACUUACGAAGACCGAGUUUCUUUGGAGUUGGAUGGGAAAGGAAUUCUUUUGUUUUUAAGAGAUCUGAUAUAGUUAUCAAAAAAAAUAAUUAUUCAGAUAUUUAUAUAUUUUAUCCAAUGCAUGAACAUUUGGUAUAUUGAUUAUUAUGCAAAAGAGUGAAAGACAACCAAAAUAAAUGAAUAAAUUGUUUAUGAAUUUUGUAUUCCUGUAAUAAAAUAUUCUGAUUGGAAAGACAAAUAGGAAAUACUUGUAAUUUUCUCAAUGAUAGUUCUAUUAAGUACUAUUUCUAUAAUGAUCAAUUAUUGAAAUCAUU
Molecule: messenger RNA, 1807 nt
Organism: Rhizophagus irregularis DAOM 181602=DAOM 197198
Lineage: Eukaryota; Fungi; Glomeromycota; Glomeromycetes; Glomerales; Glomeraceae
Biological process (GO): Notch signaling pathway; protein ubiquitination
Cellular component (GO): nucleoplasm
Molecular function (GO): ubiquitin protein ligase activity; NAD+ poly-ADP-ribosyltransferase activity
Source: RefSeq, a predicted model, not a curated record